Triplophysa rosa is the source of this 1511-nucleotide messenger RNA. It is a transcript of the gene gnal, whose product is annotated as guanine nucleotide binding protein (G protein), alpha activating activity polypeptide, olfactory type. The transcript is spliced from 12 exons. Gene Ontology annotation, biological process: adenylate cyclase-modulating G protein-coupled receptor signaling pathway. Lineage: Eukaryota; Metazoa; Chordata; Actinopteri; Cypriniformes; Nemacheilidae. Gene Ontology annotation, cellular component: heterotrimeric G-protein complex. The record is from RefSeq and is a predicted model, not a curated record. Gene Ontology annotation, molecular function: G-protein beta/gamma-subunit complex binding; GTPase activity; G protein-coupled receptor binding. Bases 363 to 1502 code for a protein of 379 amino acids.
GAGGCAGUGCUGAGUUAAAGGCACGCAAACAUAAACAGACACAUUACAGCAAAGUAACGAAAGGCAAGAGAGAUAGGGAGAGAGACGGAGAUCUGAGCUUCAACUGCCUCGUGCCUGGUUUUAUACAUCGAUCAUGAAUUUGUGGAGGGGAUCGGAAUAAAUCUAUCGUGCGGUUUCGUGAAGGGUUAAUGCAAAGCCUUAUUUCGUGGCACACGGAUUUUUUGGCCUCGUUUAUCAGAUCGAUUCGUUUUCAGUCAUUACAGGCGCUAUUUGAGAUAUAUUAUUAUUAUUAUUUGGUGUGCGUUUGAGGAGAAAGGCCUUUAUUAUUAUUUGGUGUGCGUUUGAGGAGAAAGGCUUUAAAGAUGGGCUGUUUGGGAAACAGCAAGACGGAAGACCAGCGCAUCGAUGAGAAGGCGCAACGAGAGGCAAAUAAAAAGAUCGAGAAACAGUUACAGAAAGAGAGACAGGCGUAUAAAGCCACGCACCGCCUGCUUUUAUUAGGCGCUGGAGAGUCCGGGAAGAGCACUAUAGUGAAACAGAUGCGCAUCCUGCACGUCAAUGGCUUUAACGCAGAAGAAAAGAAGCAGAAAAUCUUGGAUAUCCGGAAAAAUGUAAAGGAUGCCAUUGUGACAAUAGUGUCUGCUAUGACCACCUUAACACCCCCUGUUGCAAUCGCCAACCCAUCCAACCAUCCCAGCGCAGAGUACAUCAGGAGUAUAGCUCCGCUCUCAGACUUUGACUACACAGAGGAGUUUUUUGAGCACGCAAAGCAUCUGUGGGAUGAUGAGGGGGUUAAGGCCUGUUUUGAGCGCUCAAAUGAGUACCAGCUCAUCGACUGUGCCCAAUACUUCUUGGACAGGAUUGACUCUGUCCGACAGAGUGACUACACACCAACAGAUCAGGACUUGCUGAGGUGUCGUGUUUUGACUUCAGGGAUUUUUGAAACUCGUUUUCAAGUAGACAAAGUCAACUUUCAUAUGUUUGAUGUGGGCGGUCAGAGAGACGAGAGAAGAAAAUGGAUCCAGUGUUUCAAUGAUGUGACAGCCAUCAUCUUUGUCGCAGCCAGUAGCAGUUACAACAUGGUCAUAAGAGAAGACAACAGCACCAACCGGCUGCGCGAGUCUCUUGAUCUCUUCCGCAGCAUCUGGACUAACAGGUUUUUAAGGACCAUCUCAGUAAUCCUGUUCCUAAACAAACAGGACAUGCUAGCAGAGAAGAUCCUGGCAGGCAAAUCCAAACUUGAAGAUUAUUUCCCUGAGUAUGCACGCUAUACACUGCCUCCUGAAGCAACGCCUGACCCAGGAGAAGACCCGAAAGUGUCCAGGGCAAAGUUUUUCAUCAGAGAUGAGUUCUUGAAAAUCAGCACAGCGAGUGGCACUGACAAACACUACUGCUAUCCCCAUUUCACCUGUGCUGUGGACACAGAAAACAUUCGGCGUGUGUUCAAUGACUGCCGUGACAUUAUUCAGAGGAUGCAUCUUCGCCAGUAUGAACUCUUGUGAUUGGCUGCC